This is a messenger RNA of Beauveria bassiana ARSEF 2860, 1404 nucleotides long. Its product is annotated as RING finger domain protein. The record is from RefSeq and is a predicted model, not a curated record. Gene Ontology annotation, molecular function: ubiquitin-protein transferase activity. Lineage: Eukaryota; Fungi; Ascomycota; Sordariomycetes; Hypocreales; Cordycipitaceae. The transcript has 3 exons. Gene Ontology annotation, cellular component: SUMO-targeted ubiquitin ligase complex. The coding region runs from base 1 to 1404 and encodes 467 amino acids.
AUGAUUCUCACGUCUCACAACACCUUAAACCGUACCCAAGGCUCUACGUCUCAAAACACCCCGCCGCAGCCGAUGCCUGGCAGAGGCUUCUCGUUAGACUCGGUAUCGUCCGACCUUCACAACUUCCCCUUCGCACUCGGAUACACACCCUCACGGCUCGCUCAGCCGCCAGCCUCGCCCGUUCGUCGACGCUCACAGAGAACCGCCGGCGCCCGCGACGACAUCGUGACACUGCUACACGAAAUCAUGACGACCCCCGAGCACAGUGGCUUCGAGACACUGAGCGAUGAUGAAGACGAUAUGAUCGAAAUCGUCUCAGCGAGGCCGAGUAGGCCCGCCAGCGCCGUCUCCACGCCGCCACUCACCCUUCCGCUGCCUGGCAGCCGGCCCUCGUCGAUUGGUGCCGUGCGCAGGAGGCAACAACAGCACGUAACAUCACGACAUCCUCCACAGGUGCCCCAGCAGAAUGAUGCCGUUAUUGAUCUUACGGAAGAGCCUGACUCGCCGGUUGAGGUGCGGCUGCCGCGAACAGCCAGUACCGGAGAGGCAACCGCACGACUUCCACCGAUUCGCCCCCACCGCCAUCCUCGCCGUACAAACUCACAACGGCUCACGCCACCACGGCUCUCCCGCAGUGAAAGUAUCAUGCUUGCCUCGGAAACUAGUUUUAUCGAUCUUACUGGCGAUGAUGAUACUGCCAACACCACGAACAAUAACGAGCCGCCCCGUCGCAGCAAUCGCAAUCACCAGCGUCCCAUGAUACCACAGCAUCCUGACAGCACUGGCGGCACCGACCAUCUCGUGGAUUUUGAGUUCUUGAAUCCGCGCCAAGCUAUUCGCUAUGGCUUUGCGUCGUCAUUUGCCCGGGGCUUUGGCCGCACGCUCGCCGACAUUCUCAGCGCAGACUUCCUCACCAGCCAGCCGCCGUCUCUCCCCUUGCCGACCGGGCUUCCUGCGCGCUUGUACGCCCAGAGGCAGCCGCAGCAGCCCAGCCCCCCGCGCGAGAUGCCUUCUCUGCCGCCGACUCGACCAGGCUUCACGCGUGAUACCGUCGUCGACCCUGGCGAUGAUGCGGAGGAGCGCGUCGUUGUCUGCCCGGCCUGCGAUUCGGAGCUUGCCUACGACCCGACUGGCGGCACUUUGCAUAACACCGCGACAGGUGCCAAGAAGCGCAAACGUAUCGCUGGCGAUCACCAUUUCUGGGCUAUCAAGAAGUGCGGACACGUUUACUGUGCGGAAUGCUUCGAAAACCGUCGACCAACAAAGGCCAAUCCGGAUGGUGUGGGAUUUGCCGGACCAUUGGGAAAGCUGCCCCAGCAGGCACCGCACGAUCUGCGCUGCGCAGUUGAAGGCUGCGAUUCCAAAGUGGCCAACAAGACGGAGUGGGUGGGCAUUUUCCUGUAG